AUGGAGGUUCCACUUGUCAACUUUGAAAACCUGGACGACAUUGGAAUCAACUUGGGAGACCCGAGCGAUUCGGGCUAUCCGACUUCACCCACCUCGGAUACCCCGGAACCCAACCCGGGGAUACAUUCCCCUACACACUCACCCCAAAGAGGAAGACAUUCGAGGCACACGCCAAAGUCUCCGCCAAUGCUCAGCAAGAAAGGAACAUCGAGCUGCAACAGUCUGAUUUCCAACUGGAAGGUUUUAAUGGGAAGCGAGGGAAGUCCAAACGAGGUUCUCUUGGGAAAGGUAGCUAAGGAUUGUUGUGAUGAUUAUUUCGCGGAAAAGGAGAAAUUUGAGGAGGGCGAACAAAAAGUGGUCAUUAACGUCUCGGGAAUGAUGUACGAGACUACAAUGAAAACUCUAAAUCAGUUUCCGGAUACGCUGCUCGGGGACCCCAUGUUACGGAUUCAUUAUUUCGACCCCAUGAGAAAUGAAUAUUUCUUCGAUCGUAACCGUCCCAGCUUCGAUGGAAUCCUGUAUUUCUAUCAGUCCGGAGGUAAGAUCCGAAGGCCGGCGAACGUGCCAUUGGAUGUUUUUGCAGAUGAGAUAGUGUUUUAUCGACUGGGACACGAAGUUAUGGAACAGUUCAGGCAAGAUGAAGGUUUCAUCAAAGACCCCGAACCUCAACUACCGACCAGUGAGCUUCAUCGUCAAUUCUGGCUCCUCUUCGAGUACCCAGAGAGCUCCAGUGCUGCCAGAUCAGUGGCUCUAGUGUCUGUUUUUGUCAUCACUAUAUCCAUUUGUAUCUUCUGUCUGGAGACACUCCCGGAAUUUCGAGACGAACGGGAAUACCUACCUGCGAUCGUCAACCUAACCCGUGACGCCAACGGUACGCUCCUCUCCCCUACAACUUCUCCAAAGGCCCACAUCUCUGCCUUUAGUGACCCCUUCUUUUUGGUAGAGACUAUCUGUAUCAUCUGGUUCUGCUUUGAGCUUGGAGUGCGCUUUGUGGUGUGUCCCAGCAAAAGUGAGUUUUUCGGUAACAUCAUGAAUGUAAUUGACAUUGUGUCUAUCAUGCCCUACUUCAUUACCGUCAUAACAGAACUGAUGGCCAACCAUCAAGAUCCCAGCGCCAACCAGAACAUGUCUCUGGCCACUCUACGCGUCAUUCGUUUAGUGAGGGUUUUCAGGAUCUUUAAGCUUUCCCGACAUUCCAAGGGCCUCCAGAUUCUCGGCCAAACCCUAAAGGCCAGCAUGAGGGAGCUGGGUUUGCUUAUUUUUUUCCUCUUUAUUGGCGUCAUCCUCUUCUCCAGUGCCAUUUACUUUGCUGAGGUUGACGAACCCGAUACGCAGUUUGUGAGCAUCCCAGAGGGAUUCUGGUGGGCUGUGGUUACCAUGACGACAGUCGGCUACGGCGACAUGUGCCCUAUCACGUUAGGGGGUAAGAUGGUCGGGAUCCUCUGUGCCAUCGCCGGAGUGCUGACCAUUGCACUUCCUGUUCCCGUCAUCGUCUCCAACUUCAAUUACUUCUACCAUCGGGAAACGGAGCAGGCGGAGAAACAAGUGAUGGAUGCCGCAGCUGAAGCCGCGGCGAACCAGAAAAGUGGAUCUGAGGAAAAAUUUGAAAGCAGUUAUUCACUGGACAAGAGCAAUGGGAAUUGGCAGACAGGGAAAAAUGGCAUUCCUUAAGGAUUGUUAUACUUAGCAUGACUAGCAAUAAUGAGACUGUACAACGAUGCACUUAGAGACUUGCAGUUUAUGGUUUGACGAUUUAAAAAAAGAUUGAUUUUAAAUAUACAAACUUGAUGCUAUACAUACACCAACGGUAUCUAUGCAGAAAGUGCCGUUUCACGGUACAACCUCAAACUGAAAGCUGUUUUAACCAAAGGCUGCUAAAAACAUCUUAGUAACACCUCAGAACUGACUACACGGAGUCAAAAAAUGUGCGAGUAUCCCUUUAAGGCCUGGCAGUAAUACAGACUGAAAUAUACUUAAAUGAAAAGCUGCUUAUCAUUUGUGAGGCAAACGGCUGCAUUUGACUGAGGUCAAAACAAGCAUUUAAUUUAUUGCGAUUAAGUGCCUGUGUUGCCAAGUCCCUCACAUUAAUGCCGAGGAAUCACGAUUCUGCACUCCAAGCGUCCACCCAGCACCAUCUUUUGCUGAUGUUGCCGUUCCUGUAGAGUUUUGCACUGACAUCACCUUUUGUCUUUGCAGCUUGUGAGAGAAAAGCUUAUGCCAAACUGUCAAUGUCACAGAGCGACUCGUCUAACAGCUUUAGUUAUCACACAUUAUCAGGCCUGUUUGGAUUUUAACUACAUCGUCUUAAGCAUGCAAGUAUUGAUGACCCACAGUGCUUUGCAGCGUCCCCUUGAUGUUUCACGUUUGUUCACUGCUGUUUCUGUUCUGAACAACAUGACGCAUAGUGAAAGAGACAUUUAUCAACACAUAGAGAAAGCUUACACUAUAUUUUGCUAGAUAUAGAUUUUCUUUGCAACCCAAGUAGAUUUGUUUUAAGGUAGCUUGGCAACUUCAUUUUCUUAUGCAACUUCGUAUACUUCUCUCAUUUGACCGAUGUACAGACAUAUCAAAUACUUAUACGAAAGCACUCGUGUUAGAGAUUAUGAUAGACUAAAGUUAUAAAUUGCAUCCAGCAGAAUACACACAGCACUUACAUGUAUGUUAAUAACUAAAAGGCACUACUGGCCUAUGCACAUAGAUAGGUGUGGCUGGAAAACGCACAAAACGUUUUGAAGUUAUGCACGAAUUCGUUUUAGUUUAGAUUCAAAUUGAGCACAGAAUUUAUGUUGUUGUUGUUUUUAUUGGUGGAGGCAAUAAGUUUUAUUUGGGAGAUUGUAUCAAUUAAGUGAUGACUUGACAAGCCAUAAAAACAGAAAGCAUGGUUGCACAAUGCAUGUAUAAUGAAACCAUUAACGGUCAACUAUUGGACUGUAUCAUCAAAUUUUCUGUGAGCUUAAACAACAUAAUAAAAAACUAGGAUAAAUCAAGCAAUAGCAGCAAUAUUUAAAAUAAUAUAACUACAAGAUUUUCUUUUUGCAGGCACGCAUAUGAGCUCACAUCUGUCUAUGUCCAUAAUUGCUUUCAUUUCUUUUUAAUGCCAUGCCAGUUUCUAUGGCUAUGUUCAUAGCAAGAGUCAGGUUUAAUUAUAAAGAAUGAAACUAAAUUAUUUUUUUCCUAAAAACGGUAAAACUACAGUAAAAUUUGGAUUGACUUGGUAAAAUACUUUUUUUAAGUAUCUGUAAAUGAUUGUGAUAGAAAAAUGGGUUUAUAUAUAGAUUAACUUACAUAACAGGACAACUUCUCUUUUUGGAGAAUGAAUAAGAUCUGUUUUAAAAUUAU
This is a messenger RNA of Misgurnus anguillicaudatus (oriental weatherfish), 3339 nucleotides long. RefSeq names its product potassium voltage-gated channel subfamily A member 10. Lineage: Eukaryota; Metazoa; Chordata; Actinopteri; Cypriniformes; Cobitidae. Gene Ontology annotation, molecular function: delayed rectifier potassium channel activity; protein binding. Gene Ontology annotation, cellular component: membrane; voltage-gated potassium channel complex. Gene Ontology annotation, biological process: potassium ion transmembrane transport; action potential; protein homooligomerization. The record is from RefSeq and is a predicted model, not a curated record.